AUUACAAUACAAUCAUUAUCGAUAUCUUUGUUCCCAUUAAAGAAUAAAACGAGAUCAGGUCUUAAACGUUCAGAAUUACUACUUUCAGUAAAUUUAAUUGACUUUGAUUGGAAAAGUAUACAGAAAGAAGUGAAUUUGUUGAAGGAACUCCCUGUAUCAAAACGUUCCGAAAACCUUUUGAUCACGGGCCCGCUGUUAAGAAUUUUGAUAAGAGGUGGCGAUAGUGGUACAUUAAUUCCGAAGAUCUUAGUUGAAAUAAGUUACAAGAUUGAAAUAUUUGAACUGAUAUUUGAACAAUACUCCAUUGACUUGGUAAAUUCGAUACGUGGUGUGGUACUUGACUCUAGCAAACGAAUGACAACUGAGUAUGAAAAGAAACUUGAAAAUCCAAAUAUAAGUAGAACUGAGCCUAUAAGUCCUCAACUAUUUUAUAGGACGGUUUCAGACCACACAAGAUCGUUAAAUUCUGUAGAACUGAGGUAUGAUAUACCUGAAUUGGAAACCCAACUAUUAAGGUUUCAACGUAAAACAGUCAAGUGGUUAUUAGAUAGAGAAGGGGUUCAAUAUGAUAGUACCAACAAUAGAUGUGAACCAAAAAAAUUACUAUCAAAUUCUAUUCAAAGACAAUUAAAGGAAUUCGAGGAAAAAUUUAACCAUCUAAUGGCUGUGUCGGAUUUGGAUAACGAAGUACAUGCUCUAUUAUUAAGGAUGUGUUUUGGAUGGUCAAUGAUUGAAUUAAACCAUAAAGUAUAUUGGUAUAACCCAUACACUGGUUGUAUAAGUACCAGAAAAUUAGUGUAUGAUACGAUCUUGAAGACUUUCGAAGAAUCUUCAAAUGUGAAUUUCCCAGCUCAGGGACUUUUAGCUGAAGAGAUGGGACUCGGCAAAACUGUGGAAAUCACUACACUUGUAAUUUUAAACCAAAGACCAAUAGAAGAAAUUAACGAACCAAUUAAUAUUUCAUUGAAGCCGUAUGGAGAUAUUAAAACAAUUCCAAAGGCGAAAACAACAUUGAUUAUAUCCCCGGAUUCAAUUUUGAAACAAUGGGUAGAGGAAAUCGUAAGAUUGGCACCAUCAUUGGCCGUCACUGUAUACAACGGUGUUGAUAAAUACCAAAAGUUGAACAAUAAUGCUAGUUUAAUUGCCGAAUAUUUGCGUGGAUUCGAUAUAGUUUUCACGACAUAUUCUACUAUAUCCAAGGAAUUGGAUUAUGCUUUAUAUUCAACAAGGAAAAAGCCAACACGGACAAGUGCAACGAGAAAAAGAACAAUUGAGCAAGUGAAUGAUACCACGGAAGAAUCUGAAUCAUCUACUCCAGAUGGUUCAGGAACUAAGUAUGAUAAAUCUGAGCUUUUGAAUCAAUACAGAUCUCUUUUCCAAUUAACACUUGAAUUGAAAAAACCAAAAAUUGCAAAUGAGAGAGCAACAGAAGAUCAAGUGGAAACUGAUUAUGAAAAGGCAUUACAGGAUGAAAUCAUGUUGGCUUUAAAACAUAACCGUAUACCGAAUAUUUAUCAUGAUCAAGAAUACCAGUCACCAUUGAUGUUAACUCAUUUCUGGAGAGUUGUACUUGAUGAAGUGCAAAUGGUUUCUUCAAGACUUUCAAGAGCAUUUCAAAGUGCAGCCUUAAUUCCAAGGCAUCAUGCAUGGGGUGUAUCUGGAACUCCGAUUAAGAAAGAUUUCGGUGAUCUAAAUUCUGUUCUUCGUUUCUUAAGUGUGGAGCCAUUUGGAAAUGAAUAUUAUGCCAAAAACAGUUGGGAAAAGUUAAUUUCUUCAACGGAUAAUUCAGAUUUCGUUAAACUUUGGUCUAUGAUAUCGUUAAGACAUACUAAAGCGAUGGUACAUGACGAUAUCAAACUUCCUCCACAAAGUAGAGUAUUAAUGACCAUACCAUUUAAUCCUGUUGAGCAGGAAAACUACAAUCAGAUGUUUGAAGAGUGUUUGGCAGCUAUAUGUUUAGAUGAAAAGGGUAACCCUGUAUUAAAUGAUUGGGAGCCUACCAAUAUGGUUCUUGCACAUAUGAGAUAUUGGUUAGUGAAAUUACGUCAAGUUUGUUGUAAUCCACAAAUUGGAAAUCUAAAUUUUAAAAGAUACAAAUCCAGAAACCAUCAUUUAUUCUAUGGGAAGCUGGUAAAUACGGUACAACAAUUGAAAACACUUGAGAAUGUUCUCGAUGAUAUGUUGGGACGUGCUUAUGAUCAAAUCACCGAAGCUGAGAAGGAAAAGGUUCAAUUAUAUCUUGAUUUAGCUGAAUUUCAAGAAUAUAUUUUAUCGCCUGCUGAUGCCUUGGAAUUUUUGAAAGUUGGUGUUAGGGAUUGUGAACGUAUAAUUGCUCGUUUGAACAUUCAACUUAAACAAUACAUUAAGAAAUAUAAAUCGUAUAAAAAGAUCGAUAGUUCUAUUGCAUCUGACAAAGAUGAGAGUGAACUGGAUCAGUUUGAAGACGACGAUAUUUCCACAAAUGAGAAUACGUACAAAACGUCUGACUUUAUCCAAACAACUCCAAUUCGAAAUGAAAGUACCGAGGAAGCUAUUAAGUACGAAGACAAAAUAAAGGCUACUAGACUCAAAUUGAGAUCCUGGAAUGUCUUACUACAUAAAUAUUAUUUCUUGAUAGCUUCAUGUCAUUUCCAAUGUUAUGAUGAAUUAUAUUUGCAAAAAAUUAAAGACUCUCAAUUUGGAAAUAUUCCUUAUUCUGAAGGUAUUGGAAAACUUAAAGUGAAAGAUACUUCAAAAGAUGAAAUUUCCGCAAUUGUGUGUGGAAUUCAUAUUAACGAUUCAGUCACAAUAGAUCCAAUUACAAACUUCAGUCCUGGAGAAGAAUUAAAAUCAGAGGAAGACAUUUCUGCUGCAAAAAAUCGCUUCCUCGAACAUGAAUACUAUGGAUUAGCUGAAAGAGUUCGUGAAAGAAUUCUACAAGGCUCUAUUAAAGCGGUGAUGCAAUCUGUAAAGCUGCGAAUUACAUCCCGUGGUCUCUAUCAAGAAUCGGAAUUCUAUGAUAGAGGAGAAAUUCAGUUCCCAAAGAAUUCUAAGAAACUAUUUAAAUACUUGCCAUUGAUCGAUAUUGAAUAUUUGGAGGCAUCUGUUGUGGGGAUGAAAUCAAAAUUAUUUUACAAUAAGAUCCAAAAUAUUAGCAAACAAUUAAAUAAGCAAGCUCGAACUAUCAAUAUGUGGAUGGAUGAGUUGCUUCGAAUCUUAUGUAAACCAUUAUUGAGCCACGAUAAAACUCCAGAUGGGGCUGAAUACGAAGAGUCUAUUGAAGAUCAAGAAAAGGCAUUAUGUUAUUUACAUGUUCUUACCAAAACGAUUAACGAUAGAUCGGAUGCGAUUUUAGGUGGAGAAAAAACAAACAAGACUAUCAAUACCAAAAAACAGCAGAAGGAAAUGAUGGAUCGUGAACUUAACAACGUAAAUAAUACAGAAUUUUUAAAUAGCUUACAGGAAAAAUUGAAUGAAGAAAAAAUAACCCUGUCUAUAUCACUCCAAGAGAUUGCUCUUAGUACUCAAGCAACUGAGAAUGACUUGGAAGAUAAUGUGAAUAUUGAUGCAGAACAUCUAAAUGGACUUGGUUUUGAGAAGGAUUUAUUUGCACAACUCUCAUUAAAGGUUAGAAAGAUAUUUGACAAUCAAAAGUUAGCACAGGUACUUCUCCAUAAGGAAAUUACAGUUAACUAUAAUGCAGUUUUCAAUACUCGUAUUGAAUAUUUUAAACAAUUGCAACAAAUUUCAGAUAGUGUUGGCUCUCAAUAUACCCUUCAAUCUACAUUGCAAGAGGAAGAAAUUGGAUUUAUUCUUACCAGAUUUGUGAGUAAGCAUUCUGAAAUAGUGCAGAGAAUGACUAAAUCGGUUGCGAAAUAUAGAUAUCUUCAAUCAUUAGUGCAACCAGUCGAUUCCGAUACUGGUGGAAUCGAGGAAGACGAAGAUAGCCACAUGUGUACAAUUUGUCGAUCUUCAAUUACAAUUGGAUCUUUAACUCAAUGUGGGCAUAAAUAUUGUAAAGAUUGUCUUGAACAUUGGUUAAGAAAUUCUCGAUCUUGUCCCAUGUGUAAAACUCAGAUCAGUGAGAUGACUAUCUAUAAUUUCACCCAUCAUAAGCCAAAUUUAAAAGCCAAUACUGUUAAUGAAGGUGAGCUUGUUAAGGCUAAACUGGCCACUUUGCAUUCCAUUUACAAAUCCAUAAAUGCUAGUGUUAUUGAAGAUAUUCAACUGAUAGAGCUUAAAACCUCUUAUAGUUCGAAAGUUGAUAUGAUUAUUAAGCAGGUAUUAUAUUUGAAGAACCAGAAUCCAGAUGUACAGAUUGUCAUAUUUAGUCAAUGGCAAGAUUUGUUGUAUAUCAUUGGAACUGCAUUGAAAACUGUGAAUAUUUCAUAUUUGGCUUCCCAUGGAACAUUAACCCCAGAAAUUGGUGGAGGUCGUCGUCGAAAUAAAUAUGACAGUGUUGAACAAUUUAAAAAUCCCACUUUGGGUAUUACCUGUUUUUUGCUUAAUGCAAAAGCACAGGCUAGUGGACUCACUUUAAUCAAUGCCACACAUAUCUUCCUUUGUGAACCAUUGGUUAAUACGUCUUUAGAAUUACAAGCAAUUUCGAGAAUACAUAGAAUUGGCCAGACUAAACCGACUACUGUUUGGAUGUUUGCCAUUGAAAAUACCGUGGAAGAAAGUAUUCUCUUGAUGUCAACUAAUAAGAGACUACAAUAUUUUGAAACGCCACAAUCUGAAAAGGACGUUUCCAAUCGAAUAUCAAAUACGAAUGAAAAGGAUUUAUCUAAUGCUGAAUCUAUCACCAUGAUGAAAAGUGGAGGUAUUGAUACAUUAGUAAACAAGAGUCAUUCAGAAGGUGAAUCUGUAACUAAUGGAGACUUGUGGAAUGCAUUUUUCAGUGCAACUUCUACAACAGACACACCAGUAAAGGAAUUCCAUAAUAUGAAAUAA
Messenger RNA from [Candida] anglica, 4932 nucleotides. NCBI's taxonomy places the organism in Eukaryota, Fungi, Ascomycota, Pichiomycetes, Serinales, Debaryomycetaceae. The record is from the annotation of a GenBank genome assembly.